ACUGAGCAUGCGCAGUGGACGCGGCUCUGGGAGUGUCUGCGCGGCUCUCUGGAAGGGAAUCCAACCCGCAGCCCGCUGAACCCGGGGAGCAUCCGCAUGAACAAUGAACCGGCGAGCGGCGGCUGACCGGAGGAUGAUUUUGGCGAAACGGAGAUGAACUGGACGCCUGAGGAGUGUCGAGGCUGGGGAGGCAGAGGGGGGGUCCGGGGGUUGUUCGGCAGCACAGAUUUAGCUGGAUAUCUGUGGCGUGAUUGACCUCUAACGGUACCGGGAAUUAGUCAUUUCUAAUACUUUGUUGUCAAUGUUAGCGUUACAUUAGUGUUUAUUGUUGAACUUUCAUAGUAUUGUCAUUUAAAAUAGGCCACACGUCUAACGGCAAAUUCACCUCAUUUAUCUGAUCCUUGAAUGGCUUGCAGUGUACAUCGUUUCACCAAAGAGCUGAAUAGUUACUGCAAAGUCCUUCUUUGUUCCAAAAAAAAGGUUAUUAUUUUAUUCCUUUUGUUCACAAUGGAGACGCGAGCUGCUUGAUGUCAUGAGCUGGCCAUCUGUUGUGGAAACCCGCUUAGACCUGCAAGCCGAUUAACCGGUGAGAGGUUCAAGGCAUCGGCGUGGACAUUUCUGUGCCUCGGCCUCCUGCUGGCGGAGGGAUGCUGAGGCCCGUCGCCGUGGGCUCACUGGAGCAGAGAGACGAGGAGCCCGAGGAGGAGGGCGAAGAAGAGUUGCGGGAUGGAGGGGUGCCUUUCUACGUGAACAGAGGAGGCCUCCCGGUGGACGAGGACACCUGGGAGAGGAUGUGGCGCCACGUGGCUCGAAUACACCCCAACGGAGAAGCUCUGGGGAGGGAGAUCCGGGGGAACGCGGAGCACCCCAAGAUUCCGAUGCCGAGUGUGCCUACAUACCAACCUACCGCCACCAUCCCACAGCGCCUGGAAGCCAUACAGAAAUACAUCAGGGAACUGCAGUACAAUCACACCGGAACACAGUUUUUUGAAAUUAAGAAGAGCCGGCCUCUUACUGCGUUGAUCGACAUUGCUAAAGAGAUGACGCGGGAGGCUCUGCCAAUCAAAUGCCUGGAGGCGGUGAUCCUGGGGAUGUAUCUUUACUUCAGCAGGUCAUGUUGCAUGCCGCUAGAUAUGCUACGAUGUCUUCUGACUGUACUUUACCUCACCAACAACAUGCCCGGCGUGGAGCGCUUCCCCCUCAGCUUCCAGUCGCACUUCUCAGGGAACCACUUCCACCACAUCGUGCUGGGCGUUCACAGCGGGGGCCGCUUCGGAGCGCUGGGCAUCAGCCGGAGGGAGGACCUCAUGUUCAAGGCCCUGGAGUUCCGGACACUGAUGGACUUGGUGCAGGAGUUCGAGGGCGCCUACCGGGGCUACUGGCACACCCUGAGCAAGGUCAGGAUCGGCCAGUACGUGUCCCACGACCCCCACAGCGUGGAGCAGAUCGAAUGGAAACACUCCGUACUCGACGUGGACAAGCUGACCAAGGAGGAGCUACGGAAGGAGCUGGAGAGACACACCCGAGACAUGAGGCUGAAGAUAGGAAAGCCUGCGCCACCCUCUCCCACCAAAGACAGGAGAAACAGCAUGGGCUCCCCCCUCCGCGGACCGGGCAGCCCCGUACGCCGGGUCAGCCGCGGCGAGAGACGUCCCUCCGGAGAGAAGAAGGUUUUGGAGCAGAAAUCCUCCGCAGACAUCAAUGGAUACCAGAUCAGAGUCUGAAGAACUUUUAGCUGGCUUGUAAAUUUAAACGGUACCACACACUCUGUGAGGCUUAUUUCUUUGUGCGCAUUGUGCGGCUCACGCGAUGCAACGUUGGAAGAAAAAAAAAAAAGGUCACCAGCAACCUUCCCUCUCAAAAACAAAAGGCUCAUUCAGCGUCCCUCCAUCGACGUGGUCAAGAGGCUUUUUCUCUGCAGAGUUUUAAGUUAAGUUGUAAAAUGUGCCACUGGACGCGUCGCAGGUUUCCGUGGUGACAAAGACUCUUCUGCUGUCUGCAUCGUCGUACCGUAAGUGUGCAAUUUCAUGUAAUGUCAUUUUAGGACCACUUCUGCUCUGCUGGGCAGCGACCGCUUGUGUAGUGACCAGUGUGCAAACCACUACCCACGUGCCUUGUAUGAAAACUCAAAGACCUUUUAUAUCCACACCCUUUUUAUUCUCGUUAUUCAACUGAGCUGAACACACAGCAGGAUCAUCUGUGCUCUUCCCGAAAGGUUGAAAGUAUGUGGGACAGUUUUAGCAUGCUAUUCACCGAGCACGGGAUUGAACACGCGAUGUACAGAAGUACGUUGUAUCAUCUGCAGCGUGAUAAUAUGAGAAACAGGAGUCACUGUGACGGAUGAGUAUAAAAAGCUUUCGCACGAAGCAACAAGAUCAGCGAGGUGACUCACAGCAUCGCUGACCGCUUCCACACUUUUUUUUUAGAUGUAAAGUUAGACGGGAAGUCGAUGUGUAACUGCUUUAUAUACACACUGUUUCUACCUUUUAUUUGUAGCGGCUUUAUCUCAUAUUCCACUUGCCUUAAGUGGGGUGACUUCCAUUUAGGCCACGGUGUAAAGACUUUUGUUUACAGCAAUUUUAUCUGCAUUUUGUAUUCUUUUUAUUGUCAUUUUAUACUUCCCUCAGUGUGGGCGAUCACCAGUGGACCAAAAUGUACCGCUCACUUGGGAACACGUUGCCACAGCCAACAUGUUUAUGUGUACAGUAGGCGUCGUCCAUUUUCAUUUCAGUGCUUUAAUGUCAAAAUUUGUACCAAAAGACUGUUCAUUCAACGGAUCACGACAAUAAAGGGUCACGGGGACUGUGGCAACACA
Molecule: messenger RNA, 2815 nt
Organism: Gasterosteus aculeatus aculeatus (three-spined stickleback)
Lineage: Eukaryota; Metazoa; Chordata; Actinopteri; Perciformes; Gasterosteidae
Gene: vash1
Product: vasohibin 1
Biological process (GO): regulation of angiogenesis
Cellular component (GO): cytoplasm
Source: RefSeq, a predicted model, not a curated record